This is a messenger RNA of Pungitius pungitius (ninespine stickleback), 5409 nucleotides long. RefSeq names its product regulation of nuclear pre-mRNA domain containing 2b (gene rprd2b). The record is from RefSeq and is a predicted model, not a curated record. The coding region runs from base 167 to 3763 and encodes 1198 amino acids. Gene Ontology annotation, molecular function: RNA polymerase II complex binding. The transcript has 10 exons. Lineage: Eukaryota; Metazoa; Chordata; Actinopteri; Perciformes; Gasterosteidae. Gene Ontology annotation, biological process: mRNA 3'-end processing.
AAGGUGGUUGAUUCUUAGUUGUUCACGGUGACAUUCGAGCCCGCGUGCGGCGGCGUCGUCCUAAUGAUGGAAGUGUUGAGAACCUGUGGGCGUGUUUGCAGUCGUCCUCAUUACGUUCGCUCCCUCAUCCGCUUCAGCAGCGAACCCAUCGGUCAUAGCUGGAAAGAUGGCGGCCGGUUCAGGGGCCGCGAGCGGGCACGUCGCCCGCAACGCCAACGUUGGCCUGGAAGCGUCUUUAGACCGACGGUUUCAAGGAGUAUCCAACACCAUGGAAUCCAUACAGGGACUAGCAAACUGGUGCAUUGAAAACAAAAAGCACCACGGCCUAAUCGUCCGCCACUGGAUGAAGUGCCUCAAGAAAUCUGACAGCAAUCACCGCUUGAAUCUCUUUUACGUCGCCAACGAUGUGAUACAGAACUGCAAGAGAAAGAACGCCAUCGUCUUUCGUUCAGCGUUUGCAGAAGUCCUUCCGAAUGCUGCCCAGUUUAUCAGAGAUGGAAAAGUCCGCAAGUCAGUGGAAAGGAUUUUCACAAUUUGGGAGGAGAGGAGCGUGUAUCCCGAGGAGGUCAUUUCUCAGUUUAAAGCUGGCAUCAACAAAAAGGAAAAGGAGCGCGAGAAGCAGAAGGAGAGGGAGAAGCAGAAGGAGAAGGAAAAGCAGAAAGAAAAGGAGAAGCAGAAGGAGAAAGAGAAGCAGAAAGAAAAGGAGAAAGAAAAGGAGACUCUCCUGGCAACCGCCCCAGCCAACACCAAAGCGGCCCUCAAGUCUAAGAUUGUUGCAGAGUUCACUCCCCACUCGCUCAUCGAGCAGUUGUCGAGAUAUAAGCAGGCCGUCGCAGAGGAGGACUUCAGGGAGAAGCAGCUGGAAGCUCUCAGGGUGGAUGUCUGCAGCACGGAGGCUCUUAAGAGACUUAAAGACAAGGCAGAAGGGAACAAGUUUGCAAAGGACUUUGAGGAUGGCAGCUUGAAGUUGCAGGAGUUUGUCGUCUUCAUGGAGAAAGAGUUGAAAACGGGGCCUCCUCUGCUGGAAGCUUUGGGAAAUGCUGACAUUUUCUACGAGAUGCAGUACAAGGAGGUUAAAAUCGUGGCAAAUGCGUACAACGCCUUCGCCAACCGCGUGGCCAGCCUCAAAAGAAAAUUAGAUUCCCUCAAGUCGACUCUACCAGGACCCGAGGACUCCCCCAUUCCCUCCCCCUCCGAAGACGCCCCCUCUCCCACCGGCUCCGACUCCCCCUACCUGGGACUGGGGUCCAGCAGAGCCCAGGUGGAUCCAGAGCUGGAUGGCAAGGCCAUGGAUGAAGCAGACAUGCCCACUGACAACAGACACACGGAGGACAUGGAUAUGUCCGACGAGGAGGCCGGCGCUGCCGCAGCGGGGGCAGAUGACAUGAAGGACAAGGCGCCCACUGCUGUUCCCAAGUCCGACGUGGUGUCCAAGGUUCCCACCACGCCUACGAAAGCUCCCAUGGCCAACACCACUGCCGUUGCCACGGCGACGCCAGUGACGCCGACCCCUCCGGCGGCUCAAAGCACCCUGGUUGCACCAAAGGGAGUGAAUCUGGAGAAGGUGGACCUGGGAAAGAUCAGCUCCAUUCUCAGCUCGCUCACAACUGCCAUGAAGAACACAGCAGCCACCCCGUCACCUCGACCGUCCCCGGGGACGCCGACCACUCCGGGCCAAGCAGCAGCCUCUAAAGCCACGUCUUCAAGCCCUCACCUGGCAAAUUUCUUGUCCCGUGUGGAUAUCACACCCGAAGGCAUUCUAAAUGCUUUAUCUAAAACAAACAAACCAGUUUUGUCUUCUCUCCUGCUGCACAGUGUGACCAGCGGCAACUCUGCUCCUCCCACCCAAACCUCCCCAGAAUCCUCAACCAUUAAAACCCCGCUCACCCCAACCACCCCAAAAACCAAACCCCCUCCGGGGAACAGCCUGAAACGAGACACACCUGGGAAAACAAGAGACUGGGAGAAAGCAAGGCAGCUGUCCCCUCCUCCACCUCCGCCGCCUCCUCGCCUCUCGGCUCCUUCUGUUUCUUCCCCCAGCCUAGAGUCAAAAAUCAACAGUUUCCUGCAGGGUAAUCCGGGCUUUAGUCUGGCUCUGGGCGAUGUCAGUCCCGAUGGGGUGGAUGGGACCCCGGUGAGAGACGAAGCCGCCGGCACCCCCACCCAGGACGAGAUCAUGGACACACCCAGUGUGCCAGAAUCUUCAGGGUCGUCCGCAGGUCAUAACCUCUCGCCCACCGCCUACCGCAGUGAACCCUGGGAUGCCGUGAUCACCCCGUCGGGAAGCGGCAGCAAUGGAGACUUGCGCGGCUCCUCCGCGUCUUCGCGGUACGGAGCAGGAAAAAAGAAGGACGAUGAAGGGGUGAACGUGAGGAAGCGGGUAUCCUCUUCCCCCAGUGGCGACAUGAAGGGUAAGAAAGGACAACACGGUCAGUCAAGGGUGACGGGCAACAGCAGAGGAAUCGGAGAAAGAAAACCUUCUGCGGGCUCUCGUAAGGCCAGCAGUGGCUCCGAUGACGGAGGUCUGAGUGGGAAAAGGGAGGGGAAAGCUGAACAGGCUGCGGGUGGGGAUGAGAGGGACGGACUGUACCAUCGCAUUGAGACGCUGGUGUCUCCCUACGCCGAAGGGGCCCCCAUCCAAACUCUAGGCUACUCGAACCGCCCGCUCGCCGGAGAGCGCAUCAAGACGGUGGAGAGCAUCCGCGUGAUUGGCCGAGGUUCACGCCGAGGGGGAGGGGCCGGCAGUCGGCCAGGGGGAGCGAUGUGGUACGAAGAGGAGGAAUACAUGGAAGCGCAGCCUCCAUCAACCCACGCUAUCCCCUCUCCUCUAAACAUUGGCAACAAGGACAUGUCCCCCUCCAUGUCUCUGCCUCCGCCGCAUCUCCUCCUCCCACAUCUCCACCCUCCUCCGCCCCAUCCUCACGCACACCCUCCGCCCCAAUCUCCUUUCCAAAUGCCCUACCACACGGAUAACCUCCAAACUCCUCCCCCAUCACUCCUCCACCAGCAUCCUCCUCCGCCUUCCCAUUUCUUUGGCCCCCCCCCACCUAUCCCGAGACCUCCACCGCCUCCAGGUCCCCAGCGUCGUUCCCCUCCACCCACUCACCAUUCGGUGCCCACCGCCGUCAUGGUUGGGGGAGUGUUGGUCCCCGUCGAUCGACCCCUUUUGCUCCCUCUCUCUCUCAGACCUGAGGGUGUAGAUCGCAGCAGAGGAGGGCCCGGAGGAAGUAAAAUGGGCCCUCCACCCCUCAUGGGGUCGUUGCUAGGCGAGCCCCCUAGGUUGCCCCGCUCUGGCACAGUUAAAGAGCCUUUCGCCCCCCGCCAUGCGCUCCCUCUCCACCGCCCAGGUACCCCCGGUGGCCCCCAACCGCUGCUGGGCAGAGUGAAGGAGCCUCUAAAUCUGCCUCUUCUGCCCCGGUCUCCAACGCCCUCCACGCCCUCCCCCUCCACGCCCAAUUCCCCCGCCAUCGACACUCUCCCUGCCAAGUCCGCUUCCCUCCAAAAGCCCCCCCCAAGUCCUCCCGCUCAGCCUCGCGAUCAAACCUCUCACCCCGUCCCCUUACUCAACUUGCCCAGUCCUCGCCCCCCCAUCCUCUCCGGCCCUCCCCCACAGAGACCUCUGCUGCGGGGCCGAACGCCCUCUCAGCAGUUUAACCAAGAACGACCCAUGGGCGGAUUCCGGGGGGGCAAGCGCUCCGGUCCUCCGUUCACAGGCGGUCCCUUCCAUUCGCAGAAGAGACCCUUCCUGCCCCCGCGCUACUGAAGUGGUCGUCUUGACACGCGCUGAAUGAGCAGUUGACGCGCCCUGCCCUGCAGUGCAGAGUGUGUGUUAGCCCUGCUGGUAUGAGCCCAGAUAUCUUUUCUGCUAAUUAGCUUGAAUUAAAUCUUAGGUCGUGUGUAAGUAGUGGAUUAAAUCUCUCGUGCUUCAGCUAGUCAGCCUUCAUCAUCUUGCACAGUGCAGCGAUGGGGAUAUCAGUUAGUUGUGUGACAACCCUCAAUCUGUCCCAUUUUAAUCAAACCUCUUUUCUAACUAGCAAAUUCAGAUUCAAUUAGAAAUAUUCUUCAUUUAGAGGUGGACCAUUUGUGUGAAUGUUGGGUUUCUUAACCUGGAGAGUGAGCAGCAGAGUGAAGGAGCGGUGUACACAGCAGAGAAAGAAGCAAUAUUUUCACAUCUUGGGAAACUAGCUUAUUCGCUUUUUUUGUGUUGUGAUGAGGAUCUGAAUAGAAGUCUCGUACAUGUGCUAAAUAAGAAGCCACAGCUUGUUAGCUAAGUAUAAAGGCAGGAAAUCCCUCUACAGUUGACUUGUUAGCAUGUGGUAUAUUGUUGUUUGAUCACUAUCACUAAGUGUAAGUGUAAAAAUGACAUGUUCUUAAACAGGAGAUUAAUAUCAUUAUAUCAGGCAAAUGUAGCCCUCACAACACCACCAAGUAUCUUGUUAGCUUUACACAGAACCAGGCUAGCCGUCUGACCAUUUCCCCAGUCUUUAUAAUAAGCUAAAUGGUGUGUACACAACAUAUUUAACAGACUGAUAUCUCAUCUAACUGUGAAGAAAAUUCCCCAAAUGUCAAAUUAUGCCUUUCAAAUUGUUAGAACUCCAAAGUGUGUGUGUGUGCGUGUGUGUGUGUGUGUGUGUGUCCUUACAUGGCAUUUCUCAUUUGAAGUGAUGAGUGUUGUGGCCGAACUCAACAUCUUAUCUCCUGCUGUAAAUAAUAUUCUUCUCUUACUCAGCCGUUUUCAGGUUCCCUUUCCUCCCGCUGUAUAUUUCUAAGCUUGUAAAUAUAAAAACUGAGAGGAAACAGCUUUUUUUUUUCACACUCUCUCUAAUGAGGACAAACUUGGUCAACCUAGCACCCCGUCUUUACUGUGAUUGAGGCCUUGGAUAAUCUUUAGCUCCAGAAGAAUUUCUCUGCCGCGUCGCACCUUUCUGUCCUCCUUUUGAAGCCGCCACGCUGAAGAGGAGGCUGAAGAUCAUUGUGUAUUCUCAUUUCCAACAUAAAUGUCUGCCUGCCUGCGUGCUUUCAGUUAGACGGAAUCGUGACGAUUCUCUGUAGUGGACGGCAGGUGAGAAGGGGGGAGGGGGGGGUUGAUUUCAGUUUUACAGCCACACAUUUUAAUAGGCUUUAACAUGUACUGACUUUAAUAAAAUCCAGUUUCAAUACAACUGGGGGGGAAGGGAGUGGGUGAAGAGGCAUUUUAUUUGGUCACUAAAUAUCAUUUGAAUUGCGCUGUUGAGCUGAUUUUUAUGCCUGUUUUCAGAAAAAAAUAUUAUCAUAAAUGACGCAGCUGUCAUCUUCAUUAUGCAUUAACAUUUAAUGCCUUUUGUUGUUUUUGCGCUGUAUUUUUAUGCGAGACAGAAUUGGCAAUUUCCCAUUUGCAGCAGCAAUCACAUGGUAUCGGGGGGGGGGGGG